Messenger RNA from Didymodactylos carnosus, 1260 nucleotides. Lineage: Eukaryota; Metazoa; Rotifera; Eurotatoria; Philodinida; Philodinidae. The record is from the annotation of a GenBank genome assembly.
UUAUAAGAUAUUCAUAAGAAAGUGAUAAGGCGGCUUGUUACUUUCUUAUGAAUAUCUUAUAAGUUUCUUAUAAGAAUCUUAUCAGAACCAGUGAAUUUUUUGUCACUUCCGUGCAACAUCUUAUAUACGAAUCUUGUAAGAAUCUUAUCAGAAACUUGAUAAAAAUUGUCAAAAAUUCUUUCUCUAGGGUAGUCAAAGAGAUAGAUUUUUAAACGUCUCGUACCCACUCAUAUAAACUUUAAAAGUAGAUAACAAAUUGAAAUAGAAUCUAUUUCGUUCAUAAUUAAGACAAAGAAAAUUUCCUAUAUUGAUAUCCAUUUUAUAAAUUCAUCAUUCUGCCGAUGUGUUGCUAUAUUUAGAUUAUAGAUUAAUAUAUUAUUCAAUUAUGGAAAUAUUAAAACAAUGUGAUCCAAAGCAAAAGGCAUUAGCUAUGAGAGUUUAUGUUGAUUUAAAACAUUGUAAUGAAAUUAUAUGAUUUAUUUUCAUUUUUUUUUUAAUUUUUAAUUUUUUCAUGUUUUUCGAUUUAGUACAGGUCGUCAUUGGAAAAUAUUAAACGUUCAUUAUUAUGUGGGAAAAAAAGUGAUUUUUUUUCUUGGUUCACAACAAACAACACAACCACUUGUAUUCAUCUUACCAGUGUCAAGUGACGAUGCCUACAGUACGGAUGAAUUAUUCAAUUUAACUAAAAAUUUGAAAGAAUAUGUUACUCAUCAACAUGUACAAAGUGUUUUGCUGGCUAUUAUUAGUAAUGAUUUUACCAUUUCCUAUUACAAAUUAACAAAUGGUUUAUUUAGCGAUAAUCAUUUAUCGAUGCCGUCACAAACACAAAUGGAGAUUCAACUACGGUCAAGUACAAGUGAAAAACGUUCAUUGUCAAAUGUUGAUGAUGAACCAAUUGUUGAACAAAUUAAAUUUCCCAGAAUUAACGAAGAUAAAGAAGAAGAAUUAAUAUUACAGUUGUAUCAACCAGAUGAACUAGAAGUGAUUUGUCAAGAAAUUCUUGAUAUGUUUGAUAAACCGGAAAAUAUAACUCAAUUAAGAGAAGCUCGUUUAUGUUCAGCAAAUGAUGCUGUCAUCUAUAUGAAUUGUAUAUUUCCAAAAUUGGCUCGAUUACAAAGUACUGUACUUGAGAAACAUGGUUUUAAUAAAAACGAUGGAAAUGUAUUAUUUACUUUAUUAGUGAAACAAAAUUUAAGCAAGAGUACAAAACUUCAUGGUCUUUAUAGUGAAAUUCGUGGAUAUUUUAUACCACCAAUCUAA